AUGAAUACCAAAAAAAAUUUUGUGAUGUUUUUUCUUGUAGUGGUACUAGCAACAUCGUCGUUGUCCAACUCAAAUGUUUUAGCCUCACCGGUGAUGUUGGCAAAUCCAUUGUCCAAUUCCACCGAACUGGCUUCAUCGGGCGUCGAGGCAACGCCAUCUCAGGUUCACAUUUGCUAUAAACGUUGUUCACGAACUUACGGAGUUUAUCAAUGCUACGAUGACUGUCUAAGCAAAGAUUAUGAUAAUGGAAAUUGCGAGUAUAACGGACUUUGUUGCUGCACAUAAUGAUAAAAAGUCGUCACCUUUCUAGUAAU
Messenger RNA from Raphanus sativus (radish), 314 nucleotides. Its product is annotated as defensin-like protein 58. The transcript is spliced from 3 exons. The coding region runs from base 1 to 285 and encodes 94 amino acids. Lineage: Eukaryota; Viridiplantae; Streptophyta; Magnoliopsida; Brassicales; Brassicaceae. The record is from RefSeq and is a predicted model, not a curated record.